ACAACUCGUUUCAACUUCAAAGCAUCACAGACUGGAAGCUUUCAACUCCACUGAAAAACCUGGGAGAUGGACAAUUUUUCCUUCUCUCUCAUUUGAAAGGUUUUAAAGAAGACAUAAAAUGGCAGAGGUUUAAAGUUAAUAUUCAGGAUGAAUGAUGAUAAUUCAGAUGACAAGACAGAAGAUGAACUGCAACCCUUAUUUAUCAGUGAUAAAAAUGGACAUACACACGCAUACGACCAAAGAUCACCACGGAACUCUCCAGCUGACAGUGGGCCCUGGCUUCCUGCCACCCCAGAUGACAUGGUGGUGGACUAUGAGACCAACUCUCCUGGGGACACUGGUGAAAGUAUUUCUUUAAACCUUCAGUGUGAUGAAAUACUUAAACACCAAACGAUGUCUUCAAGUGGUGUAAUUACCAAGGAGGUGUUAGAUAUGCACAAAGAUUGCCCACAUCAGCCUUCUGCACAUGUUGUACAUACAGGGGAGCCCCACAGGUUCCUGUGUGACAGUUGUCAUUCCCUAGUGUCAUUUCAGAGCCAGAGUGUUGAGACAUCUUUGCCUUUUGUGUGGAAAUCCAACAGUGACGAUUUGCACUCUACAGACUACUCCUCGGCCUUGGAGCUGAACCAAACAUUGGACAUGAAAGUGGAUAACAUCAACUGCCCCUUCAUAAAACAUGAUGCCGUUGGAAAGAGUCAGUCUUUGCAUACCACUGGAAGUUUGCAGCCAACCGGCAUGAGAAUUAGAAAUGCAUCUUUAUCCUGUUGCGUUCAUACAUCUUCCCAUUCUGAUAAGAUAGAUGUGAAGGAAAUAAGUUAUGAUAGAGACACCUUUGGAAAUCCUCAAGCCACAGCAUCUGAGGCCCAAAACACAACUUACCCUGUGUUUUCUGAUGUGGUCAUGCAAGCUGCUGAUGUUCCAGAUACUGGUAAUCGGUGUCAGUAUUUUUCUGGAAAGGUCCCCAGUGAGUAUGCAGAUGGUUUACAGCAAAGACUGGUUGGAGAAAAAGAGAUACACGCUCCAACACCAGUUUUUCAGGGCAUGGAUGUUCCCAGUGGGUCUGUAUUACAAGAGUUCUUUUGUUUAUCUAAAGAUGAACCAAACAGUGAGACACAUUCACAGAGCUCAUACAGGCAAAAGGAAAUGGGCCACAAUCUUAGAGAAACAGUGUCCAAUUGUCUUAGAGAUGAUGAAUGUCCUUUACUGGUGCCAGCUUUUGAUAACAGUAAAGCCCAAGUGCUGAACCCAGAACAUGAAGUCACUGUGGCUGAAGACACAGAAAUUGCCUCCAAUGGAAAGGACUUAGGAACCCCAGAUCGUACCGUGGAAUUGCUACUGAGUAGCCCAGGGCAAAAGAUGGCUUCAUCGGUUGACCUGAGUUGGGAUGCAAAUGAUAUGGUUAUUAGCACAAAUGACACAGUUUGCAUGUCCACACCAGUCCUGGAACCCACAAACGCAACCUUCUCUGUUUCACCUAUCAAAGUGACAGAGAGAUGUGGUGCAAUGGGGAGGGCUAAUCGAGAGCUUACCAACUCACCAGACUUGAAGGGGGCACCUAUGAACAUGCCUAAACCCAAUCUAGGAAAAUCAGCAGACAAACCAAAUUCCCCUCUAGGUAGCAAAGUAAGAAAAACCGAAAUUAUAAGUUACCCAAGACCAAACUUCAAGAAUGUCAAAGCAAAGGUUAUGUCUAGACCGGUGUUGCAGUCCAGAGAGCCUGCUGUAUCAAAAGCGGUGGCCAGACCUCAGCUAAGCAGUGCCUCCUCACCCUCAGUAUCUUCCUCAAGACCCUUGACAGUUUUGAACAAAACACCAAGAUCUGACUUGAAUGCAGACACAAAACCAGAAAUCCUAAUUAACAAGAUGCAUAAGCAGCAAUUUAAUAAACUCAUUACUAGCCAGGCUGUGCGUGUUACAACUCAUUCUAAAAAUGCUUCGUACAAGGUUCCAAGAACAACAUCUGCCAUGAAAUCGAAUCAGGAAGAUGUUGACAAAGCCAGUGUGCCUAAUUCAGCAUGUGAGACUGGGUCUGAGGCUGUGCUUUUCCAGAAGGUCAAAGACAUAGUCCCUGUUGAAAUGGAAAGCACGGAAUGUUCGGAAAUGACGUAUGCUUCCAGCAUCGACAGGAUUAGCCCUGAAAAGAAGGGUGAAAAAGAAAAUGGAAUACCUAUGGAAAAACAAGAGCUAAAAAAGGAAAUUAUGAACGAGACCUUUGAAUAUGGGUCCCUGUUUUUGGGUUCUGCUUCAAGACCCGCAGCCAGCGUGGGGAGGAGCGCCUCCAAGCCUGACUCCUCCAGCCUGAGGAAAACGCCUGGUCCGAAAGCCCGAGCGGGGCCUUCUGUUUCCUGUUUGAGAUGGAACAGUGACAGUAGAAACCUCAGUUCUGAUCAAGCCUUGUCUUCUCAGAGGAUCAGGCGUGUGUCCAGUUCCG
Messenger RNA from Manis javanica (Malayan pangolin), 2431 nucleotides. The record is from RefSeq and is a predicted model, not a curated record. Lineage: Eukaryota; Metazoa; Chordata; Mammalia; Pholidota; Manidae.